UUUUAUAUUUAAACUAUUUCGCACCGCCGCUUGUUCAAGCAAAAAAUAUAUACUUACAAAGCACCUGGCAAUCCAUCCACUCGUCUUUCAAUCAAAACAUUUUUAGAGUGGCAAAAGAUGCUCCAUGCCAGGAUCGAACUGGCGACAUCCGCUGCAGACGACACAAUUGCGCUCCCCGCUCUUGGGUGCCUGGAGCUACGCAUGCAUCCGCAGCGGGGCCGAGGCGUGUUUACCCGGAAGGCAAUCAGCAGCGGCACCCUGGUCAACAUUUCACCAGUGCUGGUGUUUGGCCGCACUGAGUACGCGGACCAUGGCAGACACACGCAGCUGGACCACUACACGUACUGCUGGAAGGACAGUGGCUAUGCGCUGGCACUGGGCCUUGGGAGUAUGUUCAACCACGAAGCGUUUGGCCACGAAAAUGUCGGUUUCACUCGCGACAUGAGUCGGUCGCUCAUCAGGUACACUGCGCUGCGGGACAUUGGUGCAGGCGAGGAGCUGUGCAUCUGCUACGGUCCAAACGUGUGGUUUGACGCUGUUUCUGAGGUACAGGCGGGGAGCAGCGAUGGUCACAGCGGCGCACAGGAGCAGUCGGCUGACGAGUUCAUGCACGGCUUUGAUCUCGAAUGA
Molecule: messenger RNA, 630 nt
Organism: Kickxella alabastrina
Lineage: Eukaryota; Fungi; Kickxellomycota; Kickxellomycetes; Kickxellales; Kickxellaceae
Exons: 3
Coding region: 118-630 (170 amino acids)
Molecular function (GO): protein binding
Source: RefSeq, a predicted model, not a curated record